This is a messenger RNA of Aspergillus tanneri, 2337 nucleotides long. RefSeq names its product lipase family protein. Bases 1 to 2337 code for a protein of 778 amino acids. Gene Ontology annotation, biological process: lipid catabolic process. The transcript is spliced from 4 exons. The record is from RefSeq and is a predicted model, not a curated record. NCBI's taxonomy places the organism in Eukaryota, Fungi, Ascomycota, Eurotiomycetes, Eurotiales, Aspergillaceae.
AUGUUCGCUUUCCGGUGGUUGACCGUUCUCUGCGCGGUGACGGCAACCGCACAACCGACCAAGUCGGCGGCCACGAUUUUGUCGUCGCAGCUGGAUGAAUUCAGCUUCUGGGUGCAGUACGCCGCGGCGGCCUACUGCCAUGACAAUUACGCUGGCACGACCGGCGAGAAGAUCACUUGCUGGGCGGACAACUGUCCGGCGGUUGAGGCCGCUGGAGCCACGACGCAGCUGCAGUUCUCCAAGUAUUCCUCCUUCUGCCCUCCUUCUAUCUACGAAGCUAAUGAGAAUAGUGCUACGAUCACCGACACGGCCGGGUUCGUCGCCAUCGACCAUCAACAUCAAAGCUUCAUCGUCUCCUUCCGCGGUUCGUAUUCGGUGCGCAGCUGGCUCGCCGACAUCAGCUUCCCGCAUAUCGACCCGGGCCUCUGCGACGGGUGUCUGGCGGAGCUGGGGUUCUGGACCUCGUGGGCCGUGGUCAGACAGCAGGUGGUGUCGACGCUGCAGGCGCUAAGGGCACAGAACGAGGGAUACCGCGUGGUCGUCGUGGGCCACAGUCUAGGAGCGGCCAUCGCCACGCUGGCGGCGGCGGACUUGCGCACGAAAGGGUUUGAUACAACGCUGUAUGCAUACGCGGCGCCCCGGGUGGCAAACCAGGAAUUGGCGGACUUCAUCACGAAGCAGGGGAAGAACUACCGGUUCACACACACGGUCGACCCAGUGCCCAAGCUGCCGCCGCUGGCCAUGGGAUACGUGCACGUCAGCCCAGAGUACUGGAUCACGACGCCAGAUAAUACGACGGUGGAGCCGGGAGAGGUGCAGGAACUGGCGGGCACGGUGAAUUUCCAGGGCAAUACAGGCACGGGGAUUCCACUGUUAACGCAGUUCAGCGCGCAUCAUUGGUAUUUUGAGCAGGCAGAUGCCUACGAGUCUGUAUCUGCAUGUGCAUCGCAGCGUCACUUCGCCGCUGCAGUCCUGUCUGCCCCCGCCAAUCGGCGAUUGAGUCCUCGUAUCGAAUAUAUAAAGUCGACAGACCCCGAGAGCAGCAUUGGGAGUACUCUGCGUACUCUGACCUCCACCAGCAGUCAAUGGCUCAUCAUUGGAAACACCUCCAUCUUCUGGCCUACGUCGACCAAUUAUUUCUACGGCCCAACCGACGGCCCUGAAGCCUCCGCUGUUUCGUGCAACGCCGCCUGGGCUGAAUACGGCGAACGGUCCCACGGACUCUGGAGUCUGGGGCCGACGGCCACCACCACGUCGACGGGUUUCUAUCCCACCAGCGAAGGCGCCUGUCGCACUUCCACCUCGCUGGAGGAAUGGUCGGAUACGCACACGGGGCCCGUCACCACCCUGUGCGACGGCCAUCCACGUGGCCUGGGCCCCCGCGAGACGGCGACGGGCUACUAUCCCGGCACGGGGCCCUGCAUCACGUCGACAAAGACGUAUAGCAACGUGGAGAGCGUGUAUCGACUGCCUUCGCCGUCUCCCACCUGCUCGCUGCACACGACCGACUGCGCGGGCAUCUGGGAGACGUAUCUCCGACGAUCGAGCGAAUACGACAGCGCCCAUCCCACCAGGUCGUCCGGCGACACCGCCAGUCCCAUCCGACCGACGCAUUGUCCGCGCGACUACCCCGAGGCGGAUCCCUGUGGAAGCUGUCAUUUCCUGCCGGGCGAAGCCACACUCUUCUACUGGCCCGUCCAGACAAUGGCGGGCGACCUGUGUCGCCAGGACGGUGUCACGGUGCCAGCGACUCCCACAGCACCGCCGGGGCCCAACACGGCGGUCGUGGAUGGACGCACGAUGGUAUCGCCCAGCGUCUACCUCUCUUUCACUUCCAUUGGCGCCUGGAGCAAUCGCCGGGCACAUGCCGGCCAUCAGUGCGGCGGCGCAUACGAGAAUGCGGUCAUCUCCGUGCACCCUACGGCCGUGUCGUCGAUGCGCGAUCACCGCAAUGCCAAAUACCCUCGCAUCGGUACGGCGUAUCCCUUCAAUUUCGCUGAGUUCAUGCCGCAGACGCUGGCGCCGCAGCACACGCAGUCGGUGAUCCCCUGGCCGCAGUAUCGCGGCGGGUCGCAGUGUCCGCUGGCCGAGGACCGCACAUGCACGAUGGUGCGCGACGACUACCUGCCCUGGUUACAGAUGCCCGAGGCAGUGCUGCAGAUCGAUGCGAAUUGGACCAAUUGUGAUCGCAGCUGGUAUAUUCCGCCGGUGACGUUGGUGCCGUUACCAACACCGAGCAGCCUGACCAAGGCCGUGGAAAGGACUAAGGAACCAAAGGAAACGGGAGCAGGAGAAACAGGAGAGGAAGAUGAGAAACAGGGCCCUGGUGUCUUAUAG